AUGAGCAUAGAUCCAAAGCAGUCAUACCAGUUCCACACCUCCCUGGUAUUCCAGCAAUGGGGUCUCCUGAAUGGUCUCCUUGUUGGAGAACGAGCAGCAGAGACUCUGCUUCUCGACGGCACGGCUCUAGAUAUUCCGGAGGUCAUUUACGUUGCUCGAUACGCAGGGAACGUAAGCGUCAACCCGACUGCAUAUGAAGCCAUCACGCAAAGCCAUGCGGCUUUGACGAAAAGUUUGUCGCAGGGGGAUGUUAUCUACGGCGUCAACACAGGUUUCGGAGGAUCAGCUGACCUUCGCGCCAACGACGUCUUGGCCCUUCAGCGUGUCUUGACACGGGAGCUAAGCUAUGGAAUUCUACCCCCCGGGGCGCGCGAUCCAUGUGUCUCAAAUCCUUCCAAGUCCAUCAAGGACAGUAAGAAAGCUGGAUAUAAGGCUUUUGAUCUGAGUGUCGAGCAUGGAACGCAGUCGCAGCAUCUGCCACUUCCCUGGGUCCGGGCUGCCAUGUUACUGCGCCUGAAUUCGCUAGUCAAGGGCCACUCGGGCGUGCGACCGAUCAUCGUGGAUCGGCUGCGUGAGCUGCUGUCGAAGAACAUCGUGCCGCUGGUUCCCCUACGUGGCAGUAUCUCUGCCUCCGGGGAUCUGAGCCCCAUUGCGUACAUCAGUGGCGUGCUGCAGGGGAAGCCGACAAUUAGGGUCUUUCCGAGCGCUCUUCCCGACAGCAGUAAGAGUGAUGUAUAUGCGGACCAGGCGCUAGCGCAGGCGGGGGUGGAGCCCAUCUCGUUAACGGCGAAGGAAGGACUGGCAAUUGUCAAUGGGACGGCGAUGUCAGCGGCGUGCGCGACGCUGGUACUGCAUGACAUUCACCAACUGGCGAUGCUGAGCCAGAUUUUGACGGCCAUGACGGUUGAAGCGUUGCAGGGGUCUCCCGAGAGCUUCGAUGCCUUUUUCUCCGAAGUGAGGCCGCAUCCCGGACAGAUCGAGAGCGCGCGCAACAUCCGCGGGUUCCUGCGUGGCUCGCAGCUGGCGCUAUUGAGAGACGGUAAAGACGGAUCGCUGCGACAGGAUCGCUACUCAAUCCGCACGGCGGCGCAGUGGAUCGGCCCCGUGUUGGAGGAUCUGGUGCUGGCGCAUCGCCAGAUGAGCAUCGAGUGCAACUCAGCCACCGAUAACCCGUUAAUCAACGACGCCGGGCAGUUCUUGCACGGCGGUAACUUCCAGGCCAAGGCCGUCACAAACGCCAUGGAGAAGAGUCGCCAGGCGAUCCAAAGCAUCGGACGCAUGCUUUUCACCCAAUGCCAGGAGAUGAUCAACCCCGUCACUAGCUGGGGCUUGCCGCCAAACCUGGUGGCGGACGAGCCCAACCAGUCCGGGAUCUUCAAGGCCAUCGACAUCUACAUAUCCGCGCUGACGUCGGAGCUGGGCUUCCUGGCGUCCCCCGUCAAUCACGUCUACAACGCCGAGCAAGGAAACCAAUCGCUCAACUCCCUUGCCCUCAUCUCGGCCCGGUACACAGCGGUGGGCACCAGCGUGCUGGGCGAGCUGGCGGCCGCUCAUGUCCUCUCGGCCUGUCAGGCCCUCGACCUGCGCGCCAUGCAGCUCCAAUUCCUCGCCAACGUGAAGACGGAGUUCUUCACGCGAACGACGAGCUUGGCCAAGAAUAUCCAGCCCUCAAUCCUGGACCCAAAUAGUGACCUCCCUCAAACCCUCUGGUCUCAUUUCCUUCGACAACUCAACAAUACCGUUACCAUGAACAGCCCCGACCGAUUCCCCUACAUCGCCAAAUCCAUGCGCGUGCCCAUCCUAGACUCUUGCUCGGCCUCUCCCUCGUCUGACAUCCUCGCUCGAAUGGACGAGCUCCUUUCAUCUCUCGGCCCGUUCCUUCAAGACGCGUGGUGCAUCAAUCGCGACGCAUACUUGGUACAUGGCGACGCCAGCGCCGUCCUAGGGGCCGGAUCGCGGAAGAUCUACCAUUUUGUGCGUCGCGCUCUCGGGGUGCCGUUCUUGUGCACGGAACGCAUCUUAACGCCCACGGUAGAGGCUAUGGCUAGUGGGCAAUUAGAUGAGGCGCCCACGGUGGGUGGGUAUACGGGGGUUGUGUACCGGGCGAUUCAGAGGGGGGAGCUUAUUCCUUUAAUGAGGGAUUUGUUGGCGGAAGAGGAGCUAGUGUAUCAGAUAGCCCGGGAUUUAUAA
Aspergillus affinis is the source of this 2190-nucleotide messenger RNA. RefSeq names its product aromatic amino acid ammonia-lyase. Gene Ontology annotation, molecular function: ammonia-lyase activity. The coding region runs from base 1 to 2190 and encodes 729 amino acids. Gene Ontology annotation, biological process: L-phenylalanine catabolic process. Lineage: Eukaryota; Fungi; Ascomycota; Eurotiomycetes; Eurotiales; Aspergillaceae. The record is from RefSeq and is a predicted model, not a curated record. The transcript has 3 exons. Gene Ontology annotation, cellular component: cytoplasm.